GCCUAGGGUUUUCAGUCUGAUAAAUCAGCUUGACUCUCGCUCUUACUCCUGGCUGCAGAUCUCUCCUUCUGGUGAGUUGUGAAGAUGUACACAUCAAGGAAGAAGAUCCACAAAGAUAAGGAUGCUGAACCAACUGAGUUUGAAGAGUCAGUUGGGCAGGCAUUGUUUGAUCUGGAAAAUACUAACCAGGAGCUUAAAAGUGAUCUGAAGGAUCUAUACAUAAAUUCAGCAGUACAAAUUGAUGUUUCUGGGAACCGCAAGGCUGUUGUUAUCCAUGUCCCCUACAGAUUAAGGAAAGGUUUCCGGAAGAUUCAUGUUAGGCUUGUCAGGGAGCUUGAGAAGAAGUUUAGUGGGAAGGAUGUAAUUUUGAUUGCCACUCGGAGGAUAUUGAGGCCACCAAAGAAAGGGUCUGCUGUCCAGCGUCCCCGUACCCGCACCCUUACUGCUGUUCAUGAAGCAAUGUUGGAGGAUGUUGUAUUGCCUGCUGAAAUUGUUGGGAAGCGUGUGAGGUAUCGAAUUGAUGGAUCCAAGAUUAUGAAGGUUUUCUUGGACCCAAAGGAGCGAAACAACACUGAGUACAAGUUGGAGACUUUUGCCGCAGUGUACAGGAAGCUGUCGGGCAAAGAUGUUGUGUUUGAGUAUCCUAACACCGAGGCCUAGUUUAAUUUCUUUUGUCAGCUUUGAAUUUUUUCCAAGAACUGCAUAAGGUGUAUGCUGCUUAAAAUUUUGUCUGACUAAUUGGCUUUCAUGCUGGAAUUCAAUGUCUGAUUUUGGAAGUACUAAGGUCUGGUUUCCUCAAUGUAGGAGUUGAGUUUAUUUUUCUUAUAAAUUGAAGUUUAUUUUA
Messenger RNA from Gastrolobium bilobum, 844 nucleotides. Its product is annotated as small ribosomal subunit protein eS7. Gene Ontology annotation, molecular function: structural constituent of ribosome. The coding region runs from base 85 to 660 and encodes 191 amino acids. The record is from RefSeq and is a predicted model, not a curated record. Gene Ontology annotation, biological process: rRNA processing; translation; ribosomal small subunit biogenesis. Lineage: Eukaryota; Viridiplantae; Streptophyta; Magnoliopsida; Fabales; Fabaceae. The transcript is spliced from 6 exons. Gene Ontology annotation, cellular component: 90S preribosome; small-subunit processome; ribosome.